UAUUAAUUAUUUUGAUAGAGUCAAAUCUAGGUUUACAAUGAGCCACGUGUGCUUUGUACGUGUCACUACCAUUAUGCUCCACCUGUUCUCUCCGAUCUCACCCUCUUUCUUCAAAGGAGUACGAGACGACGUUUCUCGCGCUCGAACACAUCCAGAAUUUUCCGGCGUCACAACCUUUCGCAGACCUAACACCAUUUUCUCAUAGAGCAAUUCUAAUCAAGGAGAAGGCAAUUGAUUAAACUUUAGAUUUUCCGGCCAAGAGAAUUAGAGAGAAUGAGGACAAUUGCGUCGCGUUUACUCCAUUUUAGCCCUUCACUCGCUAAACUCAAUGCAUUCUCUGUAUCCGGGAACAGCAGAUACUUGUCAACAGAUUCUAAUAAGGUUGAUGAGCCCUUUAAGGUUCAAGAAGCAGGGACUGUAAAUGUCUCUUCACAAACUGAUUCUAACAAGGUUGAUGAGCCCUUCAAAGUUCAGGAAGCAGAGACAGUUAAUGUGCCACCACCUCCAACAGAGAAGUUACUUGUGUUGGGUGGGAAUGGAUUUGUUGGCUCACAUGUUUGUAGAGAAGCUUUAGAUCGUGGCAUUUCUGUUGCCAGCAUUAGCAGGUCUGGUAGGUCAUCUUUACAUGAUUCCUGGGCUAAUAAUGUGACUUGGUAUAAAGGAAACCUUCUCUCAUCUGAUUCCUGGAUGGAAGCUCUUGAUGGAGUGACUUCUGUUGUCUCCUGUAUUGGUGGUUUUGGCACCAACUCCUACAUGUACAAGAUUAAUGGGACAGCAAACAUCAAUGCAAUUAGAGCUGCUUCAGAGAAAGGUGUGAAAAGAUUUGUUUAUAUCUCUGCUGCUGACUUUGGCGUGGCAAAUUACUUAUUGCAAGGAUAUUAUGAAGGAAAGAGAGCUGCUGAAACAGAGUUGCUUACAAAAUUUCCUUAUGGAGGAGUGAUUCUCAGGCCUGGUUUUAUAUAUGGAACUCGAAGUGUUGGCAGCUUGAAGAUACCCUUAGGGGUAAUUGGUUCUCCAAUGGAGAUGAUUCUUCAACAUGCAAAACCUCUAAAACAGCUCCCACUUGUAGGACCUCUGUUCACUCCUCCUGCCAAUGUCACUGCGGUGGCAAAUGUUGCUGUCAGGGCAGCCACUGAUCCUGUUUUUCCUCCUGGCAUCGUAGAUGUGUAUGGCAUUCAGCGCUAUAGUCAGAGAAAAUCAAGAUAGACUUUUAACCUCUUCAUUUCCUUUUCUGAUCAAAAUAUAGAGCUCUUGAUGCCGAAAUUUCUCGAUAAUGUAAAUUAUUGCCUUGGCUACUUGGACUUUGAAGGAAGGGUUCGGUGAGCUGAGAUGGAAGAUUUUUCAGUUCAGUGAACUGAGAUGAAAAAUUUUUCAGUUCACUCAAGCAAUAAAAUUUACCAUACCUUUGGAAUAGUAGACUGGUUAUGAGGUUUUUGAAAGGAUGAUUAGUGUCUCGAGAUUUCGAUGCCUGCCAUGAAUAUAUCAGACGGUCUCCCUGUUGAAAUCCA
Molecule: messenger RNA, 1508 nt
Organism: Carica papaya (papaya)
Lineage: Eukaryota; Viridiplantae; Streptophyta; Magnoliopsida; Brassicales; Caricaceae
Product: NAD(P)-binding Rossmann-fold superfamily protein
Cellular component (GO): mitochondrion
Molecular function (GO): protein-containing complex binding
Source: RefSeq, a predicted model, not a curated record